This is a messenger RNA of Gymnodraco acuticeps, 2553 nucleotides long. Its product is annotated as voltage-dependent T-type calcium channel subunit alpha-1I-like. Gene Ontology annotation, cellular component: plasma membrane; voltage-gated sodium channel complex; voltage-gated calcium channel complex. The transcript has 15 exons. Lineage: Eukaryota; Metazoa; Chordata; Actinopteri; Perciformes; Bathydraconidae. Gene Ontology annotation, biological process: calcium ion transmembrane transport; neuronal action potential; membrane depolarization during action potential. The annotation marks the transcript as partial. The record is from RefSeq and is a predicted model, not a curated record. Gene Ontology annotation, molecular function: low voltage-gated calcium channel activity; voltage-gated sodium channel activity.
GUCUCCACGUGGUUCGAGAGAGUCAGCAUGAUGGUGAUCUUGUUGAACUGCGUGACCCUGGGGAUGUACCAACCGUGUGAGAACAUCGACUGCACCUCGGAUCGAUGCAAAAUACUGCAGGCUUUUGACGUCUUUAUCUACAUCUUCUUCGCUCUGGAGAUGGUUAUAAAGAUGCUCGCUCUGGGGAUCUUCGGGCGCCGCUGUUACCUCGGGGACACGUGGAACCGACUGGAUUUCUUCAUCGUCAUGUCAGGGAUGAUCGAGUACUCGUUGGACCUGCAGAACCUGAACUUCACCGCCAUCAGGACAGUGAGGGUGCUGCGGCCUCUCAAAGCCAUCAACAGGGUGCCAAGUAUGCGCAUCCUGGUGAAUCUGCUGCUGGACACGCUGCCCAUGCUGGGGAACGUCCUCCUCCUCUGCUUUUUCGUCUUCUUCAUCUUCGGCAUCAUCGGCGUGCAGCUGUGGGCGGGGCUUCUGAGGAACCGCUGCUACCCCGCGGAGAACUUCACUCUUAGUAGUGGCAUCAGCCUCCCCCGGCCCUACUACAGUGCCGAUGAGGAUGACGAGCGGCCCUUCAUCUGCUCGCUGCCCAUCGAUAAUGGCAUCAUGUCCUGCUCAGACGUCCCGGCGCGGCGUGAGGGCGGACGGACGUGCUGCCUGGAUAAAGACGACGCUCUGUACCGCCAGUCGCUGGGCCUCAGCCCCGAGCCGCUAGCCAAUGGGAGCGUCAGCGUGGGCGGGCUCUGUGUGAACUGGAACCAGUACUACACCCGCUGCCACACGGGGCUCAGCAACCCUCACAAAGGAGCCAUCAACUUCGACAACAUCUGCUUCGCCUGGAUCGUCAUCUUUCAGGUGAUCACUCUGGAGGGCUGGGUGGAGAUCAUGUACUAUGUGAUGGAUGCUCACUCCUUCUACAACUUCAUCUACUUCAUCCUGCUGAUCAUUAUUGGUUCCUUCUUCAUGAUCAACCUGUGCCUCGUGGUCAUCGCCACCCAGUUUUCUGAGACCAAGCAGCGGGAGCACCAGCUGAUGCAGGAGCAGCGAGCGAGAUGUUCCUCUAACUCCACUCUGGACAGCGAGCCUGGAGACUGCUACGAGGCUGUCUUCCAGCUCGUCUGUCACAUGAUCCGCAAGGCCCGGAGACAAACUGUCUUCCUGUUCAACACCCUGCGGGGGAAACCUCGUGGAUUUAAGGGCGUCGGAAGAGGAAGAAGAGGAGGAGGAGGGGAAAGGAGAGAGAGGAAGGCCAAUGGAAGGGGAGGAGUUGAGAAGAGAGCAGUGAUGAGGCACGGUCCCCCCUGUCCCCAUCGUAGUAAACCGGACCACACCUCUGCGACUGACGGCUGCCCUCAAUGUGCCGCUGCUCUGUCGCUCACUGGACCAACUCGUACUGCGGUGAAAGAGGAAACAGAGGAGGGAGCUGUAGAGGAAACGGACCGGGAGGGGACGCACUCUGACACCAAGGAGAAGGGCAAUACAGGCCAGGAAGGUGCAGAGAAACAGGAGUGCUGUAGCCGAAAGAAGGGAUGCAAGGAGAUAUGGCAUGACAUCACGAUGAAGCUUUGGGGAAUCGUGGAGAGCAAAUACUUCAACCGAGGCAUCAUGAUCGCUAUCCUCAUCAAUACCAUCAGUAUGGGCAUCGAGCACCACGAGCAGCCAGAAGAACUCACCAAUGUUCUGGAAAUCUGCAACAUCGUGUUCACCAGCAUGUUCUCCCUGGAGAUGUUACUCAAACUCACUGCAUUUGGCUCCUUCAGCUACCUGAGAAACCCCUACAAUGUCUUUGAUGGAAUCAUCGUCAUCAUAAGUGUGUGUGAGAUCGUGGGCCAGUCUGACGGAGGUCUGUCGGUGCUGAGGACCUUCAGACUGCUGAGGGUCCUGAAGCUCGUGAGGUUCAUGCCCGCUCUGAGGAGACAGCUGGUGGUUCUGAUGAAGACCAUGGACAACGUGGCCACCUUCUGCAUGCUGCUCAUGCUCUUCAUCUUCAUCUUCAGUAUCCUGGGGAUGCACAUCUUCGGCUGUAAGUUCAGUCUGAAGACAGAGACCGGCGACACCGUGCCGGACCGGAAGAACUUUGACUCUCUGCUCUGGGCCAUCGUCACCGUGUUCCAGAUUCUGACCCAGGAGGACUGGAACGCGGUUUUGUACAACGGGAUGGCGGCCACUUCUCCUCUCGCCGCUCUUUACUUCGUGGCGCUCAUGACUUUUGGAAACUACGUCCUCUUCAACUUGCUGGUAGCCAUCUUGGUCGAAGGCUUUCAGGCGGAGGGUGAUGCCAAUCGCUCUUAUUCUGAUGAUGACCACUCUUCCUUUGACGAGAGUGAGAAACACGAAUCCAUAAAGUUGUCUGACCCCAGGAUCUGCACGCUGACCCCCAACGGGCACCUGGAGCUCGGGGCCCUGUCGGGGCCGCGGGGGUCGCGGAGGUCAAACUCCUCAGAGAGGCGGAGCUUCACCAUGGAGUCCAGGAAAAGCAGCGUGAAGAGCAGCUUGAAGAGCAGUGUGAAGAGCAGUGAAAAGAGCAGCCUGGAGAGACGCUCCCUCUCUCUG